AUGCCCGUACUUUUCAAGUUGGACUUCACAGAGAAUCUCUUGUCCCACCAACAUGCCAGGUGCGUUUUCAUCCACGACCCCCGCAUCCGAGGGCCCACCGCCGCCUACCUCUACAACCACCACGGCAAAAGGUCUCACUCCGCCAGGAGUGGGGGCAGCGUCGGAUCCCCCCUCGGGAGAGACAUCUUCUACUGGCCCGACAUGCCUAGGACGGAUGCCGAUGGCAACGAGCUCCCGACGGUAUUGGUCAACUACGACAUGGAUCCCAGCAUGCUCCAUAGCGAGGACGCAACCGAAAGGGCGGUGUACCAGCUGUGGUACUCGCUAGUGAGCACCAUCACAGAGAUCAGUGAGCAACCACACACGCUGGUAGGAAUGGGCCGCGCUUCUGAAGCACCCUACGACCCGAGCGAUUUGCUCUUCAACGCACCGCCAUCCAGAGGUCGUCGCCAUAUCUGGAGGGAUCCUUGCCAAGUCUGCGAGUCCGCGGACCGGCUCGAGAUAUCUCCGGAGAUCGUCCCGGUGACAGUCCCAGCCACGGUCCCGCGCCCACUCCGAGCAAGGACCGGCGGCGGCGGCAGCACCAGCGUUCAGCACGCACCGUCAUCCUUCCCUCUGGCGGAUAUAGACCCUCGCUCUGCCUUAUCCUUGGAGGCACGGACUCCAGCUAGGGCCAUGAGGUGA
Molecule: messenger RNA, 684 nt
Organism: Ectocarpus sp. CCAP 1310/34
Lineage: Eukaryota; Phaeophyceae; Ectocarpales; Ectocarpaceae
Source: the annotation of a GenBank genome assembly